CGGCCCGAGCAUGGAGACCGCGGAGAAGGAGUGCGGCGCCCUGGGCGGGCUCUUCCAGGCCAUCGUCAACGACAUGAAGAGCUCCUACCCCAUCUGGGAGGACUUCAACUCCAAGGCCACGAAGCUGCAUUCCCAGCUGAGGACCACCGUGCUGGCUGCUGUGGCCUUCCUGGACGCCUUCCAGAAAGUGGCCGACAUGGCCACCAACACUCGAGGGGCCACACGGGACAUCGGCUCGGCGCUCACACGCAUGUGCAUGCGCCACCGCAGCAUAGAGACCAAGCUGCGACAGUUCACCAAUGCGCUGCUGGAGAGCCUGAUCAACCCGCUGCAGGAGCGCAUCGAGGACUGGAAGAAGUCGGCCAACCAACUGGACAAGGACCACGCGAAAGAGUACAAACGAGCCCGGCACGAGAUCAAGAAGAAGUCAUCAGACACGCUGAAGCUGCAGAAGAAAGCGCGAAAAGAGCUACUUGGGAAAGGAGACCUGCAGCCCCAGCUGGAUAGUGCCCUGCAGGACGUCAAUGACAUGUACCUCCUGCUGGAGGAGACGGAGAAGCAGGCAGUGCGCCGGGCCCUGAUCGAGGAGCGAGGCCGCUUCUGCACCUUCAUCACUUUCCUGCAGCCCGUGGUGAACGGCGAGCUGACCAUGCUGGGGGAGAUCACCCACCUGCAGGGCAUCAUUGACGACCUGGUGGUGUUGACUGCAGAACCCCACAAGCUGCCUCCCGCCAGUGAGCAGGUGAUCAAGGACCUGAAGGGCUCAGACUACAGCUGGUCUUACCAGACCCCGCCAUCGUCACCCAGCAGCUCCAGUUCCCGGAAAUCCAGCAUGUGCAGUGCCCCCAGCAGCAGUAGCAGUGCCAAGGGUGGCGGAGCCCCAUGGCCUGGGGGUGCCCAAACAUACUCACCCAGUUCCACCUGUCGCUACCGCAGCCUGGCGCAGCCAGCCACCGCCACCACCCGCCUCUCCAGCGUCUCCUCCCACGACUCUGGCUUCAUCUCCCAGGACGCCACCUACUCCAAGCCCCCCUCGCCCAUGCCUUCAGACAUCACCAGCCAGAAGUCCUCCAGCUCCGCGUCCUCCGAGGCCUCGGAAACAUGCCAGUCUGUUAGCGAGUGCAGCUCCCCCACCUCGGACUGGACCAAGGCUGGCCCCCACGAGCAGCCCUCAGGCGCCACGCUGCAGCGGAGGAAGGACCGAGUGGAGCUUCUCCGAGACAAUGAGCCAGGCCCCGCUAGUGGAGGCACCCUGGGCCCCAGUGGAGAAGAGGUGCCACGACCUCGGAUGUCCCCUGCCACCAUCGCAGCCAAGCAUGGCGAGGAGGUGUCCCCUGCGGCCAGCGACCUGGCCAUGGUGCUGACCCGCGGCCUGAGCCUGGAGCACCAGAAGAGCAGCAGGGACUCGCUGCAGUACUCGAGCGGCUACAGCACGCAGACCACCACGCCCUCGUGCUCCGAGGACACCAUCCCCUCCCACGGCUCCGACUAUGACUGCUACUCUGUGAAUGGGGACGCGGACAGCGAGGGCCCCCCUGAGUUUGACAAGUCGUCCACCAUCCCGCGCAACAGCAACAUCGCCCAGAACUACCGCCGCCUGAUCCAGACCAAGCGCCCAGCCUCCACCGCGGGGCUGCCCACCGCCGGGCUGCCCACAGCCACGGGCCUGCCCUCCGGCGCCCCACCCGGCGUGGCCACCAUCCGCCGCACACCCUCCACCAAGCCCACUGUACGCCGUGCUCUGUCUAGCGCCGGCCCCAUCCCCAUCCGGCCACCCAUCGUCCCUGUGAAGACACCCACGGUACCCGACUCCCCUGGCUACGUGGGACCCACGCGGGCAGGCAGCGAGGAGUGUGUCUUCUACACGGAUGAGGCCGCCUCGCCCCUGGCACCGGACCUCGCCAAGGCCUCCCCGAAGAGGCUCAGCCUGCCCAACACAGCCUGGGGCAGCCCGUCGCCGGAGGUGGCCAGCUACUCCACAGCGGGGGCCGGGCUGGCGGCUGAGGAUGACGAGGAGCAGCAGCUGGCCGCCAACAGGCACAGCCUGGUGGAGAAGCUCGGGGAGCUGGUGGCAGGUGCCCACGCCCUGGGCGAGGGCCAGUUCCCCUUCCCCACCGGCCUGUCUGCCACCCCAGCAGAGGAGACGCCUACCCCACCCCCUGCUGCCACCAGCGACCCCCCAGCCGAAGACAUGCUGGUGGCCAUUCGACGCGGGGUCCGGCUCCGCAGGACCGUCACCAAUGACAGGUCUGCGCCCCGCAUCUUAUGAUGGCGCCACCCUCCCCACCCUGUCUGGCCCCAGCACAAGCAGGUGGCCUGGUCUGUGAGCAGCAGCCACUCAGCACAGGCACAGUCAGGAGAAAGAACAGCGCCAGGGACAAAGCAAAGCCACUUUAUGGAAGAGACACCCAGGCUGGACCACAGCGUUUAACGGGAUGUGACUUCUUUAACCAACCUCGCAGGACAGGUGGAGCCUGCAGGCCUCGAACUGGUUUUGGAGCCUGUUUUCUACUUCCCUUGCCCACUCUGUCCCUCCUCUCAGGCCCUGCCUUUUCCAAACCCCCAGAGCCCAGCCUGCCUCGUGCCAACCCUGGCCCACCUGGCCUGGGGUCCAGAGCUGCUCCCCAGAGUCACGGUGCCCUGGCUCACUCUUGAAUGCCGGCCCUUCCUGUCCCUUCAUGAGCCCCCUACACCUCUCCCCUCUACCUCUGCCUCUUCCAGGUCCCUCUCCACCUGGGUGGCAGGGUGGCUGUGGAGGGGCCAGUGUCCAGUCAGCUGGGGUAUCUUAAUUUGUGGCUAGAAUUAGGGGAGCAGGUUGGAGUUUGGAGACCAGGCCAACCCAUGGGGAAGGGAGUCCAAGUGGAGUCACGGGGUGGAAGGACAUGGAGUGGGCCUGCAUGUGGAAGGCGAAGG
This is a messenger RNA of Marmota flaviventris (yellow-bellied marmot), 2913 nucleotides long. The record is from RefSeq and is a predicted model, not a curated record. Lineage: Eukaryota; Metazoa; Chordata; Mammalia; Rodentia; Sciuridae.